Messenger RNA from Lathyrus oleraceus (garden pea), 2934 nucleotides. RefSeq lists its product as uncharacterized. Lineage: Eukaryota; Viridiplantae; Streptophyta; Magnoliopsida; Fabales; Fabaceae. The record is from RefSeq and is a predicted model, not a curated record. The transcript is spliced from 2 exons. Gene Ontology annotation, molecular function: aspartic-type endopeptidase activity. Bases 1 to 2934 code for a protein of 977 amino acids. Gene Ontology annotation, biological process: proteolysis.
AUGUCUGAUGAAGAAGAAGAAAGGCAUGAAGAUCUAAAGGGUAUUAAAGAGAAUUUUCAGAUUCUUGAGAAGAGACUAAGGGCAAUGGAAGGUGACCAAGUCUUUGGUGCUACUGCUAGGGAGAUGUGCCUAGUAUCUAGUCGUGUAAUUCCUGUGAAAUUCAAGACUCCUGACUUUGAUAGAUACGAGGGCCAUACAUGUCCUAAGAUCCAUCUUAUUAUGUACUACCGGAAAAUGGCUGCCCAUGUUGAAGACGGUAAGCUCAUGAUCCACUUCUUUCAAGACAGUUUGAAAGGCGCCCCCUCUAAGUGGUACCUAAGCCUCGAUCAAAGUCAUAUCCGGUGUUUCCAAGACUUGUCUGAUGAUUUCAUAAAGCAUUACAAAUACAACAUGGAUAUGGAUCCAUACAUAAGACAAUUGCUGAAUAUGUCUCAAAAAGACAACGAGUCAUUUAAAGAGUAUGCACAACGUUGGAGAGAGAUGGCCUCUCAGGUUGAAGCACCUUUGGCAGAAAAAGAAUUAGCCGAUUGGUUUAUGGAUACUGUACAACCAAUGUUCUAUGAGAGGAUGGUGGGCAGUGUGUCUGCAAGUUUUUCUGACUUGGCAGCUGUAGGCAUUAAAGUUGAACUCGGUUUAAAGAAUGAAAAAAUGAUUAGUGCUGCUGGAACUUCUAAUAACCACAAUGCUAAGAAGUUUUCUGAAAAUUUUCAUAAAAAAAGGAAGGAGAUACGAAUGUUGUGUCUUCCAGUCGAGGAAGGAUAUGUUCAACAACAUGUGGCAACAAUUGGGCCAAAUUUCAACCAACAACAAGUACCUGUUUAUCAACCAUUUCAACAAACACCAAUUUAUCAACCCGCUCAGGUUGCUCCUACAUAUCAACAAGCGCCUGCAGCCCCAACAUAUCAGCAACCAAAAGCUCAAGCUCCACGUCAGAAUGCAUCGUCUCAGAAUAGAAGACAAGGUGUUAAACCUCCCUCCAGUCCGAUUCUGUUGAUGUAUACUGAGUUAUAUCCUUCUCUAUUGCAAAAGGGGUUAGUGGUUCCUAGACCUUUGGGUCCACCUCCUGAUCCUCUGCCUCCAUGGUAUAACCCAAAUGCUCAUUGCCCUUUCCAUGAGGGUGCACCUGGGCAUGAUUUAGAAGGAUGUUAUGCUUUGAAGAAUAUAGUGCAAGAAUUGGUGGAAAAGAAGAUUCUUUCAUUCAGAGACUUGAGGCCUAAUGUCAAGAGUAAUCCUUUGCCUGCACAUGAAACUGUUAAUGCAAUUGAAGAAGCAUAUGAUGGUGAUGUGAUCAAAGAUGUUGCAAAUAUCAAGACUCCUUUGAUAGCGUUCCAUGCGAGACUAGUAGAAGCUAGUUUAGUUAGUGCUUGUCGUACAGAUUGUGAAGAAUGUGCCAUUCAUCCUGGAGGAUGUGAGAUGGUACGAAAAGAUAUCCAGGACUUGAUGGACCAAGGAGUGUUACAAGUUAGUAGCCUCGUGAGAAGAGAUGGAGUAGCUGUAAUUGAGCCAUUUUUCAAUUUACCAGAGGCAGUUGAGAUAACCUAUAGAAGAAAAGAUAUUGUUCAACCGGUUAAUCACCCACCACCCGUGGUUAUCUGCAUGCCUAAUCCUUUCCCCUACGAAAAUACUAAGGCAGUACCAUGGAAAUAUGAUAUAACUGUCAUUGGCAAAGAGUUUGAAGAGGUUAGACAAGAGGAAAGUUUGAAGGUUGAUAGCGCCGAUGUCGCAAACAUCGCAGGGACAAGCCAAAUGAACCGUAGUGGGAGGAUUUACACUCCCCAGUUUAAUGUGGCCUCUAAAGCACCAACCAAAGAAACUACAGCUACAAUCCCUAUUAGGGAGCAAAAUAUGGUUCAAUCCAAUGAAGAUGUUGAAUUUUUGAAGAUUAUUAAAAAGAGUGAUUCCAAAGUAGUUGAUCAGCUGCACCAGACGCCAUCAAAAAUUUCCAUUUUGUCCUUGCUUAUGUGUUCCCCAGCUCAUAGGAAUGCAUUGCUGAAAGUACUAGCGCAAGCCCACGUCACUCAAGAUAUAAUGGUUGGCCAGUUUGAUGGAGUGGUUGCCAAUAUCACAGCUUGUAACACCCUGAGUUUCAAUGGUGGAGAGUUGCCAAAGGAAGGACAAAAUCACAAUCGCGCCUUGUAUGUGUCAGUGAAGUGCCAAGAGGAUACUCUAGCAAGAGUUUUAGUGGAUACCGGGUCCUCCCUCAAUGUUCUACCGAAGAAGACACUUGAUAAAUUAGCUUUUCAAGGAUCAGAAAUGAGGCCUAGUGCACUGAUUGUCAAAGCAUUUAAUGGGUCCCAGAGGACUGUGAUUGGUGAAGUGAAGUUACCAAUUCUGAUUGGUCCACAUGUAUUUAACAUAAAUUUCCAGCUCAUGGAUGUCAACCCUGCCUAUAGUUGCCUAUUGGGGCGACCUUGGAUACAUGCCGCUGGGGCAGUAACCUUUACUUUACAUCGGAAAAUGAAGUUUGUCAUCAAUAAUAAGCUUGUAAUCAUCUCUGGUGAAGAAGAUCUCAUAGUUAGUCAUCUCUCUUCCUUUUGUUACAUCGAGGCUGACAAAGAUGCCUUGGAAACUUCUUUCCAAGCUCUGGAGAUAGCCAAUGCCACUUUUGUGGAAGUGAAGGAAUCUAUGGAGAAAGUCAUCCCGUCAUUUGCAUCUAUGAAGAGUACAAAGAUAACUAUUGAGAAUGGGAGUCCUGAAGGUUGGGGAAAAGUUAUUGACAUCAGCAUGAAGAAAGAUUGUUUCGGUUUGGCGUACAAGCCAUCCACUAAAGAAGGAGCCCUGGUCCCUACAAAGGAUCGUAUGCGAAGAAUUCAAGAAGUAUUCCUCAGUGCAGGCUAUGUCUAUGGAGAUAAAGUCAAUGCAGUUGAAGAAGACACUGAAGAUAAAGUCAUGAUAAAUCUGGUGUAUCAGUGUGAAGCAACUUUGACCAAUUAG